Branchiostoma floridae (Florida lancelet) is the source of this 1896-nucleotide messenger RNA. Its product is annotated as alpha-N-acetylneuraminide alpha-2,8-sialyltransferase-like. The coding region runs from base 118 to 1374 and encodes 418 amino acids. The record is from RefSeq and is a predicted model, not a curated record. Gene Ontology annotation, molecular function: alpha-N-acetylneuraminate alpha-2,8-sialyltransferase activity. NCBI's taxonomy places the organism in Eukaryota, Metazoa, Chordata, Leptocardii, Amphioxiformes, Branchiostomatidae. Gene Ontology annotation, biological process: oligosaccharide metabolic process; N-glycan processing. The transcript has 8 exons.
GUGGCUCUGAAUAUUUUACUGCGUCCACAACCGCGUCCAGUCGCAAGGUUAUACGUGUCACUGACUGCAUUCACAUUGUCCAUAAACAAACUGAGGCUCCAGGCAUUCAGUUGGGCUAUGGACAGACGCGUAAUUCUGUACGUCCUGGCUCUGACAGUUUCCGUUUCGGUGAACGUCAUUCUUGUCAUAAGGGUAUCGGUAGAGCAUGACAUCCGCUGGUUCCACAUCAAGGGACGAAAUGGGGGAUCUGGACUUAGCGAGAGGACCACAGCCUGGCAAGUAUCGGGGCAAGAAUCAAGCAGGAGAAGUCAAAACAGCAGCAUGGAUGAACAAGCCAUUUUACGAAAGAUAGGAGAGAUACUUGGAGUUACACUGAAGAACAGCGUUAACAUAGAAACGUCUGAGACGGGAAACAAGAAGACAGAUAGGACUGGGACCUUACCGACACACUCUUUACUCCCUAAAGCUGUUUCUACCGAACAUCCGCAAGCCCCAUGGUCUUUCAACGUUACGGCAGCAAAUCGGUUCAGGGCUGAGCUGGAAGUGGCAACAAUGACACAAAACUUAUUCGUCAUGACCCAGACAAACGUCCAGCUGAACGGUUCCGUGAAGUAUCAGGCAGGAACUGGAUACUUCAACAUCACCAAAGACUUUUACAGUUGGUUACCCAGGGACCUGCUGUUUGGCUACAAGAAGUACGGGACGUGCAGCGUGGUUGGGAACGGUGGGAUCCUGUUGAAUAGUGGCUGCGGCAGGAAGAUAGACUCUGCGGACUUCGUCAUCAGGAUGAAUCUGCCACAGAUGAAGAACUACACAGAAGAUGUGGGGAAGAAAACGAAUUUAGUCUCAGUGAAUCCAUCAAUUUUAAAAGGAAGGUUCAACAGUCUUCGAUCAAAAGCUGACAAAGAAGCGUUUAUAAACUACACGUGGUACUAUCAGGGCGCAUACUUGCUCAUAAGCGCGUUUACGUACCAGAGGGUAACAAAGUUGUCCUUUUCCGGCUACGAAACUGUACAGAGCGCCAAGGGCAAAACUACCAACGCAAGUAUGAUAUUUGGACAUCCCCAACAUCUCGACUUGGCCACGAAGUUCUGGAAAAAGAAGUACAAUAUCACGGAGAGAAGAUUAACUUCAGGUCUGUAUCUAGCAGGCACCGCCCUGAGUAUGUGCAGGAAGACCCGGCUGUAUGGGUUCUGGCCUUUCGACCAGGAUAGACAGGGGCGGGUACUGACGCACCACUACUACGAUAACGUCACCAUGUCCGCCCGACACGUGAAAAUCCGUCAACACGCCAUCCCGGAGGAGUACGCGGUGCUGCGAGGCCUGCACGACCGUGGUGUCAUACACAUGACAACUGACAGGUGUUCGUCAUAGGAGUGAAUAGGACACACUAACUUGACGAACAAACAAACAAAAAUACUAACUAUACAUUGCAAUAUAUACUCAGAAAGAAGGUAUCUCUAACGACCGUUUGCCUAAAGGAUAUGAUAUAUAUAUAUAUAAUGACCUAUGUGAAUCAUAUUUACUAAAAGAUGAUUUUAAUAAAGCACAUGGACAACGCUUUUAAUCGAUGUCAAUAUGUGUCAAACGCAGUAAGGCCAGAAUUCUCAAGGGAAAACGUCUGCGUAAUGAUUUAUUUAUAACAGUAAAUGUAGGGGCAUAUUUCAAAGCAAACUUUGUUGCGAGUUACAAAUUAAAGCAUAUGCAUUGCAUUUGUUGUCACUCGAGAUUAUAUACAUAUAAGUUUAGGUUUAUGAUUAACGUAUACAUACUCUAUGAGCUCUUGUAGUAUCUCUUUAUAGCGACAUAACUUUUAGACUUACUGGUAGCUAACAGAAUGCAUGAAACAUAUGACUUCAACAGAGAAAUGACAUGUAAACUUAUUGAAUUGAUAUC